AUGGGGUCCAGCUCCUCAUCCUACACCCCGAAAUCCAUCUAUCUGGACGUGGACGGAAAAGUCCAGAAGGUGGUGUUCAGUCGUCACUGUUCUCCGUGUGACAUUAAAGAGCUCCUCUGUUCCUCCUCCAACAUACCCAGGAACACAGCCAUCAUGAUGGUGGACUCCGAGGGGGCCCUGGUCUCAAUCGACCCGACCAUGCCAACUAACUCCCCCAGCUCCCUGUACACGGUGGUACCUCUAUCAACUGGACAACUCGGAGAGAAGGAGGACAUGUUCCAGAAUGUUCUAUCCCAGGUGGCUGAGCAGUUCAGCAAGGCUUUCCGAAUCAAUGAGCUGAAGACAGAAGUGACCAACAGGCUAGCCAUGCUUGAAAAGAGAGUGGAGUUGGAAGGCCUGAAGGUGGUAGAGAUUGAGAAAUGCAAGAACGAUCUCAAGAAACUUCGCGAUGAGAUGACCUCCAGAGCAGGCGGAAGGGUGAACUGCCCGUGCAGAUACAACUUCUCAGAUGAUGGGAUGAAGCUAACUCCUCGUCGUGACGUCCCUAGCUAUCCAAAGUACACACUUUCUCAGGAGACCAUUGAGGCUCUGAAAAAGCCCACCUUUGAUGUCUGGCAUUGGGAACACAAUGAGAUGCUGAGCUGUCUGGAGUACAUGUACCACGACCUGGGACUGGUGAAGGUGUUCAACAUGAACCCCAUCACGCUCAAGCGCUGGCUGCUAGCCAUCCAGGAGAACUACAGGAACAACCCCUUCCAUAACUUCCGUCACUGCUUCUGUGUCAGCCAGAUGAUGUAUGGCAUGAUUAAUCUCUGCAACCUGCAGGAGAAGCUGACUUUGACAGACAUGGGGGUGUUGAUGACGGCCGCUGUCUGUCAUGACCUAGACCACCCGGGAUACAAUAACACAUAUCAGAUAAAUGCCCGCACAGAGUUGGCUGUGCGCUACAAUGACAUCUCUCCUUUGGAGAACCACCACUGCGCAGUGGCCUUCCAGAUCCUCUCUCUGCCCGAAUGCAACAUCUUCGCCAACGUAGAGCCGGAGGCCUAUAAGCAGAUCCGACAGGCCAUCAUCACCUUGAUCUUAGCCACAGACAUGGCACGACAUGGCGAGAUACUGGACUCUUUCAAGCACAAAGUGGACAAUUUUGACUUCACCAACGAGGAGCACGUCACAUGUUUGAAAAUGGUCCUGAUCAAAUGUUGUGACAUAUCUAACGAGGUGCGGCCAACAGAAGUGGCAGAGCCGUGGGUGGACUGUCUGCUAGAAGAGUACUUCAUGCAGAGUGACCGGGAAAAGUCAGAAGGUCUCCCGGUGGCCGCCUUCAUGGACAGAGAUAAAGUCACCAAGCCGACGGCUCAGAUCGGAUUCAUCAAGUUUGUGCUCAUUCCCAUGUUCGAGACAGUCAUGAAGCUCUUUCCCCAGAUAGAGGAGAUCAUGGUUCAGCCCCUCAGGGACUCCCGUGAUCACUACGAGGAACUCAAGCAGAUUGACGAUGCCAUGACCGAGGCACAGAAGAAAAAAACUGAGAAUAUGUCACUAGGAGGGAAGAAGAAGGAUCCCGUUUUCUGCUUCGAUUCCAAAGCGCAAAGCGUUUGUCCUUUUAAGACAGUAGUCGUGUCCUGCAGUCCCAAGGCCAGCCUGGAGGGGACGCUAGACCUGGGUGCCCACCCAGAGAUGGAGCUGCUGAGGAGUCAGUCUCCUCUACAGGUGCGCAAGUGGGAGACCCUGACCUGUCCUUGA
Sardina pilchardus (European sardine) is the source of this 1743-nucleotide messenger RNA. RefSeq names its product phosphodiesterase 9ac (gene pde9ac). The coding region runs from base 1 to 1743 and encodes 580 amino acids. The transcript is spliced from 19 exons. Lineage: Eukaryota; Metazoa; Chordata; Actinopteri; Clupeiformes; Clupeidae. The record is from RefSeq and is a predicted model, not a curated record. Gene Ontology annotation, biological process: cGMP catabolic process; signal transduction. Gene Ontology annotation, molecular function: 3',5'-cyclic-GMP phosphodiesterase activity.